GCUGUGUAGACAUCUCAAUUACUUCCGAUACAGAAUGGAGACCGCUAUGGAACAGCAAGUCAGUAGUGAAACUACACUCACCUCGGCAGAACAUGUCCCUACUCCUAAGUUCACUUGCUUUCAAGAGUUACCAUGGGAACUGAGAAUGGCCAUUUGGGAACAUCUUCUCCCUCCCCCGCGGCAUAUCAAAAUCCGUUGCGAGAAAGCUUCUCACCCAAUAAAUAAACGUCGCUUUGCAAAAUCAUUCGAAUCGAACCAGCCCCUCCCCACGCUCCUCCAAAUAUGCCACGAGACGCGCGACUUCAUACUCACCACGUACCACCCGUAUAUCCAGACCGAACAUUCUCCUUCGUACACCUACACAUCGUUCGAGAAAGAUACGAUCUCCCUUGAUGAUGGCGUAUUGAGCCACUUGAAACGAAAGGAUUUGGACGUGAUUGAGAAACUCGAGCUGGCCGUUCAGGAUGCAGCCUAUUUCACACACUACAAUUUGGAGAUUUUGAAGAGAAUGAAAAGCUUGAGGGAGUUGACUCUCCAGGAUGAAAUGGAGGAGAGAAUUAUUGCUGCGUGGGAUUCAAGAAGUUGGCAUUUCAAAGUUGCGGACGAAUUCCGGCAAGCUAUGGCGGUUGAUCCUGGAGUAAGUUUUACUAUUUUCGCCCACUGUCCAUACCGAUGGAAGAGAACUCAUCUCGGCCUGGCUAUGAUGCAGAGUUUCAAUCAAUUUGAUAUCUCGACAUGGCAUAUGUUACUCUAAGGUUGCUUCUCGUGUGUCAUACGGUUGACGGCAUGUCUGUUGACCGGGAUGUAUUGUUCCACUUCUCAAAAACCAUCCUUCCUUAUAAUUAUAGAUUUCACGAAAGUUGUAAUGCUGACCUUUUCUUUUAGUGGGAAUGCCCAAGGAUCAGAAUAAUGAAGGGAGAAGAAGAAAUUGUUAUGAUUGAAGGCGGUGCAGCUAUUCCAGGUUGGGUCCCCGAAGUGUCAGAUGAGUACGUACAAUCAAAUGAAUGAACAUACAGAUUAUGCUGAUAUGCUCAUAGCCCUUCGGUAACAGCCUGGUGAGGUAUGAUGUUAGUUCUACGGCAAAGAUAGUAUCGUUGAUUCAAACGGAAUACCUUGUCUAGAUGUUUGGAUACCAAAACCAGGUAGCCAUUUGCUUCCUAUCCUACUCUACUUCGCUGGAUUAUAGUAAGAGUAGGCCCUUGGUACCUUCUGGGUAUGCAGGCGGCUUGUUUUACACGUUGACCGUAAUAUCAUUGUGCUAGGUUGCGCUACUCAAUUGCUACGUGGUGGAUUUUGCUUACUAGUGGUAUAUGAAAAGCAUACUGGGUAGGAAAUUAUUGUGGGCUCUCGCUCAUAGGUUGCUAAUUUUGCUAGUGUACAGCAAAUAAGGGCUCCCUUGCGAAACGUAUGGCAUAGAGAGACGUGUAGAAGAUUUGUUGGUUUUAAAUAAAUCAAAUACAAAUUAUCUAUGGAAUGAGUCAACGUGGUGCUUGAUAACUGUAUCUUCGUCCAAGGUAACACUGAUCACGUCUCUCACUUUCCAAUGAAUAAGC
Molecule: messenger RNA, 1553 nt
Organism: Hymenoscyphus albidus
Lineage: Eukaryota; Fungi; Ascomycota; Leotiomycetes; Helotiales; Helotiaceae
Source: the annotation of a GenBank genome assembly